Pollicipes pollicipes is the source of this 720-nucleotide messenger RNA. RefSeq names its product Krueppel homolog 1-like. The record is from RefSeq and is a predicted model, not a curated record. The transcript is spliced from 2 exons. Gene Ontology annotation, molecular function: DNA-binding transcription factor activity; RNA polymerase II cis-regulatory region sequence-specific DNA binding. NCBI's taxonomy places the organism in Eukaryota, Metazoa, Arthropoda, Thecostraca, Pollicipedomorpha, Pollicipedidae. Bases 1 to 720 code for a protein of 239 amino acids. Gene Ontology annotation, biological process: regulation of transcription by RNA polymerase II.
AUGGAGCUCGCGGGGACGUCGGGUGCUGGCGUGGUGCGGCUGGAGAGUGUGCGUUACCUGCUGUUGGGAGCGGGUGUCGAAGCGACGCUGGGCGGCUGCGGUAUGAGUGUGGACCCAGCGUGGUCGGCCGACGGGGGGGAGGGGGCCAGUGCUGUUGGAGGCGUGACAUGGCGCUGCUUUACCUGCGACAAGACGUUCGCCACCGUGCGGCGGUUCGAAGCGCACUUGAAUCUCCACCGCAUUCGGUGCCGCCGCCGCUGCCACGUCUGUCAGAAGGAGCUGUGUGGCACGACGCAGGACUUCCGGCGCCACCUCAAGACGCACGCGGCCACCGAGGCGUUCGCCUGCGACCUGUGCGGCAAAACGUUCAAGCUUGCCCGCUACCUGAGUAGCCACAACGCCACCGUGCACUCGGCGGCGUAUCCGUUCAGCUGUUCGGUGUGCGCUCGCAGUUUUAAACGUAAGGGGCAGCUGCGUGCGCACAGCAUGAUCCAUACGGGGGAGAGGCCGUACGUGUGUCAGAUACCUGAGUGUGGCAAGGCUUUCGUGCGCAAGAGCUCACUGGAGGCACACAGCCUGAUCCACACGGGCCAGAAGCCGUUCGCAUGCGACUGGGCCGGAUCGCUGCGCGUCACGACUGACACCGACGGACCAGCGCUGCUCGUGAAGUGUGACACCGACGACACGCCGCCGCUCAUGGUCGAUGAGACCGUCUGGUGA